This is a messenger RNA of Aegilops tauschii subsp. strangulata, 1418 nucleotides long. RefSeq names its product probable 1-acylglycerol-3-phosphate O-acyltransferase. The record is from RefSeq and is a predicted model, not a curated record. Gene Ontology annotation, molecular function: lysophosphatidic acid acyltransferase activity; A2-type glycerophospholipase activity. Gene Ontology annotation, biological process: lipid homeostasis; phosphatidic acid biosynthetic process. Lineage: Eukaryota; Viridiplantae; Streptophyta; Magnoliopsida; Poales; Poaceae.
GCAGCCUUCCAUUCCGUCUCCAAGCCAGACAAGCUUUGGUGGUAGGCAGGAUCGGGAUGGCGAACGCGGAGGAGGCGCCCACGGCCGUGGCGGGUUCUUGCAGGUGGCCGUCCGCGCUGCGCUGGAGCUGGAUCCCCACCUCCGCCGACGGCAUCGUCGCCGCCGAGAAGCGCCUCCUCUCCCUAGUCAAAACUGGGUAUGUCCAAGAGAAAGUUAACAUUGGCUUUGCUCCAACCGGGUCAAAAGCAAGAUGGUUUAGAUCAAGUGAAGAGCCAAGGUUCAUCAACACGGUGACAUUUGGUAGCAGCAAGGAGAAUGCUCCCACCCUUGUCAUGGUUCAUGGUUAUGGUGCUUCACAUGGGCUCUUCUUUCGAAACUACGAUGCCCUCGCAAGCCGUUUCCGGGUCAUUGCCAUUGAUCAGCUUGGUUGGGGUGGAUCAAGCAGACCCGACUUCAUCUGUAAAAGUAUCGAAGAAACGGAUGCUUGGUUCAUAGAUUCUUUUGAAGAAUGGCGCAAAGCAAAGAACCUCAACAAUUUUAUAUUGCUUGGACAUUCUUUGGGAGGAUAUGUUGCUGCUAAGUAUGCCUUACAGCACCCUGAGCACGUGCAACACUUGAUUUUGGUUGGUCCUGCUGGCUUUUCACCAGAAGUAGAUGAUAGCGCUGAGCGAUUAGCCAAGUUUAGAGGAACAUGGAAAGGCAUGCUAGUGAACCAUCUUUGGGAGUCCAAUUUUACUCCUUCGAAAAUUUUGAGAGGAUUGGGUCCUUGGGGCCCAUAUUUUGUUCGAAGAUAUACCACAACUAGGUUUGGAUCGUAUUCAACUGGUGAAUUACUAACAAAACAUGAAUCUAUCUUGCUGACAGAUUAUAUUUACCACACUUUAGUUGCCAAAGCCAGUGGAGAGUUGUGCUUAAAUUAUACUUUUUCUUUGGGGGCAUUUGCAAGAAAACCUCUUCUGAAGAGCGCAUCCGAUUGGAAAGUGCCGACUACUUUCAUAUAUGGACAGGAUGAUUGGAUGAAUUACCAAGGGGCGCAACAAGCACGCAAGGAUAUGACAGUUCCUUGUGAAAUCAUCCGAGUCCCACAUGGAGGUCAUCUUGAGUUCAUAGAAAACCCAUCGGGGUUCAACUCAGCGGUCUUGUACGCAUGCCGAAAUUUCUUAUCUGAAGAUGUAGGGGACGACUUCUCUCGUCCUGAUGGCUUGAUAUACGCAUAGAGUUCCAUCACACGCGGUCUCAUGUUGGUAUAUGAUAAUAUGAACAUGAAGCAAAACCGAUACAUCGAUAGUAUCAAUAUUAGCACCAAUGUCACAUGAUUUGUUUGUGUAUGUACGAAUUGUGUGAAUAUGUCUCAUUCAUAUCAUACGUGCUUGGGUAACCAGUAGUGAAAAAAAUAAUGUUAUAUAUGUAAGCUCUCU